Molecule: messenger RNA, 3417 nt
Organism: Cyprinodon tularosa
Lineage: Eukaryota; Metazoa; Chordata; Actinopteri; Cyprinodontiformes; Cyprinodontidae
Product: sodium/hydrogen exchanger 6-like
Exons: 17
Coding region: 127-2367 (746 amino acids)
Biological process (GO): regulation of pH; proton transmembrane transport; sodium ion transport
Cellular component (GO): recycling endosome; membrane
Molecular function (GO): sodium:proton antiporter activity
Source: RefSeq, a predicted model, not a curated record
CUCAGUGUUUUGGUGCAGGCUGCGGAAGAAGCUAUCAGCUGUGUUCCACUGAGAGAGGGCCGAUCCCUUCAGCUUCAGCGGCUCCAAGAUAAACGACAAAUGUGACUUCAACAACAAAAGGUCAAGAUGGAAUUCACACUGAGGCGCUUACUUGGUGUCAAACCGCCAAAAGCCUCCAUUCUGCUGCCUUUCCUCGCCCCGAUCCUAGCGGUCGGCAGCCAACAAGGCGACAGCAGCGCUGCUAUGGAUAACGUCGUUACGGAGCGGAUGGCUGAGGAGAGCCACCGACAGGACAGUGCCUACCUGCUGAUCUUCAUCAUGCUGCUAACGCUCACCAUCCUCACCAUAUGGCUUUUCAAGCACCGCCGGUUCAGGUUCCUCCAUGAAACAGGGCUCGCUAUGAUCUACGGUCUCUUGGUGGGUGUGAUCCUGCGCUAUGGCAUCCAUGUGCCCCAGAGCAUGAGCGACGUGGUCCUCGAAUGUGCCGUCAACGCCAGCCCCGCCACUUUGCUGGUCAAUGUCAGCGGAAGGUUCUACGAGUACACGCUUAAAGGGGAAGUGAGCCGAGGCAAGGACCACCAAGUGCAGGACGAUGAGAUGCUGCGAAAGGUGACCUUUGACCCAGAGGUGUUUUUCAACAUUUUGCUCCCUCCUAUAAUCUUCCAUGCUGGUUACAGCCUAAAAAGGAGGCAUUUCUUCAGAAACAUUGGCUCAAUCCUGGCCUAUGCUUUUAUUGGAACAGUCAUAUCCUGCUUUUUUAUCGGGCUCAUCAUGUACGGCUUUGUGACUUUUAUGAAAGCUGUUGGCCAGAUCGGUGGGGAUUUUUUCUUUACCGACUGCCUUUUUUUUGGGGCCAUCGUCUCGGCAACAGACCCAGUGACGGUACUAGCAAUCUUCAAUGAGCUGAAGGUAGACGUGGACCUGUAUGCUUUACUGUUUGGAGAGAGCGUUCUCAACGAUGCAGUGGCCAUCGUCCUCUCGUCCGUCCUCCUGCGCUUUGAAAAGCAGAGCAGGCAGGGGGCUGGAGCUGUUCACUCUGCUGGAGAGGACAGCUCGGUUAUGGGCGAGGAGAUGGAGGAAUGGCUGGGAGGCAACCAGACAUUCACUCCUCGUGGUUCCAUCGUGGCGUAUCAGCCAGCGGGCGACAACAGCCACAGCUUUGAAGCCAUGGCCAUGCUGAAAUCCUUCGGCGUCUUCCUGGGCGUCUUCAGUGGCUCCUUCUCACUCGGUGUGGCUAAUGGAGUCAUGACUGCUCUCGUUACAAAGUUUACUAAGCUGAGGGACUUCCCUUUACUGGAAACGGGCUUAUUUUUCCUGAUGUCGUGGAGCACCUUUCUGUUGGCUGAAGCCUGCGGGAUGACGGGUGUUGUGGCGGUGCUUUUCUGUGGGAUCACUCAGGCUCAUUACACCUACAACAAUCUGUCUCGUGAAUCUCAAGACAGGACUAAACAGCUGUUUGAGCUGCUGAACUUCCUGGCAGAAAACGUUAUCUUCUCCUACAUGGGCCUGACGCUCUUCUCCUUUCAGUCACACGUCUUUAACCCCAUGUUCAUCAUCGGGGCCUUCCUGGCUGUGUUUCUGGGCAGAGCUGCAAACAUCUACCCCCUCUCCUUUCUGCUCAACCUGGGCCGCCGAAAUAAGAUCGGAAUGAACUUUCAACAUGUUAUGAUGUUUGCAGGUCUGCGUGGGGCGAUGACCUUUGCUCUGUCUAUCCGGGACACGGCUACUUACGCCCGGCAGAUGAUGUUUUCAACCACCCUUCUGAUUGUUUUCUUCACUGUAUGGAUCUGUGGAGGGGGCACGACGCCCAUGCUGUCUUUCAUGAGCAUACCAGUGGGGGUGGAUUCUGAUCAAGAAUACUCUAGUUCAGCUGUGUUGGACGGGUCCCAGAGGAGAAGCACCAAACAUGAAAGCGCCUGGCCCUUCAGGAUCUGGUAUACUUUCGACCACAACUACCUGAAGCCUCUCCUGACCCACAGCGGACCGCCUCUCACUGCCACUCUGCCAUCAUGUUGUGGCCCUCUGGCACGAUGCCUCAGCAGUCCACAGGCCUAUGAGAAUGAAGGCCAGCUCCACGAUGACGACUCUGACUUCAUCCUGAACGACGCCAACGUGAGCUCCUUGUACGCAGACGUCACCGUCAGCACCGACGCGUCCGGCUCACGCACCAUCAACCCCAAGCCCUCUGCCGCCGGCCCCUUCGGCGAAAACCGGGAUUGCGAGCUGGACCAGGUGGAGCGUGAGGUGACGAUCCGCGGCACGCGGCUGGUCCUGCCGAUGGACGACCCGGCGGAACCCCCGACGACCGUCACCCUCCCUCCGCCACCUUCUCCCCCACGCUCUGAUCCUCACAGGCACAGACUGUAAGACGGGGUUUGAUGUUCCAAAAACAAAACAAAGACAUCCACUAACUAAAUGUAGUUCACAUGUAAAAUGAAUCAAACCGCUUUCCUCUAAUACUGCGGUGUGGACUGGACCAACUCUCAGUCUAGGCAGCCUGAAAUCAACGUCACCUUUUCCAAUAUGAGCCCUGCUUGAUUCAGCUCACCACGUUGGUAGAAUCCUGUGAUUAUUGAGGCACUACAUGUAGACUAGGGUACUAAAAUCCUCACAGCCGACCUAAAUGCGCGGCUGCUGUGUGAACUGAUUCAUGUGUACUACCGCCGUCUCUAAAAGCUCCCAUCUUCUCUGCAUUGUGUCGGUUUAACGCUAAAGCAGAUGGAAAUGUCGGCUUCUCUGAGGUUAGGCUCCCACUGAUGAUUUCUUUUUGUAUUUAUCUAAGUAUUUGAUUUAAUCACACUGAUUAUUAUUCACACUACAGUACGGAAACAAAUCAUAUAAAUAUGUUCUCGGAGAGGUUUUGUUUGUUUUCUAUUCCUAAGUCCAAGGUUGGGAUUCCCAGAGCGAAUAGAAAGCGGGAUGCCUUUGAUGGAAGGGGUCCAGAUAUUUGGUACGACCAGCUGGUGUCAGAGGUUUACAGUCACUCUCCCUCUGAGUUUAUGCAUUGGAUUAGGAUUUUAAAGCUGGAUUUGAACCUGUUUUCCAGGAUGAUAUGAUGAUACAUCCAUCAUAUUUUCUUCCUUUAAAUUGGAUUAUCAUAAAUCAACAUAAGAUCCGAACAGUACAUAAAGCCGAAAGUAUAAACACUCCCCCUUCUGAGAUUCUUAAAUAUCUGUUUGUAUGCUGCAGAGAAGGCCACACCCUUUUUGUAGCCUUCAGUAAGUUUGCGCUUUAAUUCUGACUGCAUGUUUGACCCAUCUUUUUAUAAGAGGCGAGAGAAACAUUUUGGUUGGGAUAUAGACGAGUCGCCUAAACCUAAAAACACUACCCAGACUUCUAGCAAGGACUCUGCAUUAUGGUGCUGAGGGCCUGUACUUAUGAAUCUGACUUGGUUUUUUAGUUUUACUGUCUCUCUAU